CGGCCGCUCCUGGUAAUACAUCGGCUGCAGACAGCCAGUCAGACUCAGUAUACAAUAAUUACUGCUGCUGCUGCUGCGUCCUCCUUUGUGCACCGGAGCGGAGCUGAUCUCCUGCAGUCGUAGCGUGUCCGGCAGUGACCUGCAGCACCCCGGUGUCAGAGAGGACACUAUGGCCCACCCAGCAUUGCUGCAGCUGCUGAACACCCGGCUGCCUGAGCCCCUCACCCCACCUCCCUGUGCCCGCUGAUUGGCGUGAACAGAUGGAGCUCCUUGCAAGGACCGGAGGAGGCAGCCGGACGGACACAGCCCGAGCAGCAGAACCUCACUGUAGUGCUUCCCCCAUCUGCGCUGCGGGCCAUGCUGUCCAGGAAGGGACUUAUCCCCGAGGAGUAUGUGCUCACCACCCGCCUGGCAGAGGACCUCAAUGAGCCUAGGUACAUAGCCAAGGAGAGGAGAGCCAGGUUCGUGGCCAAGAAUGGGACCUGCAAUGUGGCCCACAAGAAUAUCAGGGAGCAGGGGCGCUUCCUAUUGGACGUCUUCACCACUGUGGUGGACCUCAAGUGGCACUACACCCUCCUCAUCUUCACUAUGUCCUUCCUCUGCACCUGGCUACUCUUUGGUAUGAUCUGGUGGCUUAUUGCCUUUGCCCAUGGGGACCUGGACGACAAUGAAGAGGGCUUUGUGCCAUGUGUGACCAGUGUCCAGUCCUUCACAGCAGCCUUCCUCUUCUCCAUUGAGGUCCAAGUGACCAUUGGGUUUGGUGGGAGAAUGAUCACAGAGGAGUGCCCCACUGCAAUCCUAAUCCUCAUCAUCCAAAACAUUGUGGGACUGGUCAAUAACGCCAUCAUGCUGGGCUGUAUCUUCAUGAAGACCGCCCAGGCCCACCGCAGGGCAGAGACCCUGAUCUUUAGUAAAUAUGCUGUGAUCGCUCUCAGGAAUGGCAAGCUCUGCUUCAUGUUCAGGGUUGGCGACUUGAGGAAGAGCAUGAUCAUCAGCGCCACCAUCCACAUGCAGGUGGUGAGGAAGUCCAGCAGCCAGGAAGGAGAGGUCCUACCGCUCAAUCAAAUAGACAUCCAAAUGGAGAACCCUAUAAGCACCAAUGGGAUAUUCCUGGUCUCCCCGCUCAUCAUAUGUCACACCAUCAAUAAGGACAGUCCGCUGUAUGACAUUACUGCUGCUGACCUCACCCACCACGAAGAUCUGGAGAUCGUUGUCAUCCUGGAAGGUGUUGUGGAGACCACAGGUAUUACCACUCAAGCAAGGACUUCAUACUUGGCGGAUGAGAUCCUCUGGGGGAAAAGGUUUGUCCCCGUCAUAGCAGAAGAAGAUGGUAGGUACUCAGUGGACUACUCCAAGUUUGGGAAUACAGUCAAUGUGGCCACGCCUAAGUGUUCGGCCAGGCAGCUGGAGGAGGACAGGAGCAACCUAGGCACAAUUUCCUUUUCUCCCAAGAGCACAAUCCGAAAACGAAACGCAUCGGUUAAGGUAAAGCCAAAGUUCACAUUGUUUGAGGAGGAACCCACCUGACCUUGGACUAAAUUGACCUAAUCAGACACGUUUAAUGUACCCUAGAGGUUCCUGUGGAAUAUUCUAUGCAGUAACGAUCACUCCUCUCAGGGGAUGAAGAUGAUCAGACAUUCUAUGGGUGACCAGCCUGUUCUUAAUCUCAUCUUUUUAUAUAUUUAGAUGGUUUUCAGUAUAAAGAUUAUUCAACUGCACUUGGUUCUUUUUCAUGUUUAUUACUCUAUUGCUCAUCUCACUCAUUACUUUCAGAGACUGCUCCAGAUCAGUGACCAGACAAAUAUAGAAUUGUGACUGAUGUCCUAAGAAUCCUUUGCUAGGAAUCUCCCUGCAAUAAGACGUAGCACCUGGCAUGUUCCAUAAUUCUGCUACUAAUAAACCGUGGCCUUGGUAAACCCA
This is a messenger RNA of Pseudophryne corroboree (corroboree frog), 1920 nucleotides long. It is a transcript of the gene KCNJ11, whose product is annotated as potassium inwardly rectifying channel subfamily J member 11. Gene Ontology annotation, cellular component: plasma membrane. The record is from RefSeq and is a predicted model, not a curated record. Gene Ontology annotation, molecular function: ATP-activated inward rectifier potassium channel activity. NCBI's taxonomy places the organism in Eukaryota, Metazoa, Chordata, Amphibia, Anura, Myobatrachidae. Gene Ontology annotation, biological process: potassium ion import across plasma membrane; regulation of monoatomic ion transmembrane transport. The transcript has a single exon. The coding region runs from base 358 to 1527 and encodes 389 amino acids.